Messenger RNA from Monosiga brevicollis MX1, 1837 nucleotides. RefSeq lists its product as uncharacterized. The record is from RefSeq and is a predicted model, not a curated record. Gene Ontology annotation, biological process: cytoskeleton organization; cell surface receptor signaling pathway. The transcript is spliced from 14 exons. Bases 161 to 1837 code for a protein of 558 amino acids. Gene Ontology annotation, molecular function: protein binding. Gene Ontology annotation, cellular component: cytoplasm. NCBI's taxonomy places the organism in Eukaryota, Choanoflagellata, Craspedida, Salpingoecidae.
GCCUUGAAGGCAACAGCGUCCGACAGAGCUCCACCUUGUAUGCUGCAGCUUAGGCGGGUGCUGGUCCAUCGAUCCUGGAGACGUGAGCGGAGGACCACCAAAGGUGCACAGGCUGUAGAGGUGGGGCGUGGUACUGAAGGGUCGUCUGACGUGGUCGCUCAUGAUGGAUGUGGAUGUGCGGCCCAACCUCUUGGCUUGGUCCUUUAAGGACCGUUCGCCGCUGCUCGAGGUGUUCGCCAACGACAAAGUCAUUUAUGGCGGACAGCACAGCGAAGCAGAGAGAGAGGUGGCAGCCAUCCGCACUUCACUGCCCAUUCCAUCAGCUGAAGGCAUCUUCUACUUUGAGGUCUCCAUCAUCAAUGCCGGCCGACCCGGGUUGAUUUCCAUCGGGCUGGCCAACACAGCCACACCCUCCUACUCUUCACUGCCUGGCAAGGACCGUCAUUCAUGGGGCUUUCGGGGUGAUGAUGGCCACUUUUAUGAGGUGGAUGGCACCAACUACGCCUAUGGCGCCCCCUACAGCACGGGUGACGUGAUUGGGUGCUGUUACAACAGCUUGGAUCACAGCAUGUUCUACACAUGCAACGGCGUCACCCUCGGCGAUAUUCGUCUGGAUAUGCCGAGCACACAGCUGGAAACGCUUUACCCCCUGCUGGCCAUUUGCUCCAACGGUGCCGUCACCGAAACCAAUUUUGGCGCUCAACCCUUCAAGUUUCAAAUUGAUACAUUCAAGGCGACAAUCCGUGCCCGCCUGCACGAGGAUAUUGUACGACGCGAGCUAAGCCCGCAGGCCGUAAGCAGUCUACCCAAGUUGGUGGCUGAUUAUCUUUACCAUCGCGGUUACACUGAGGCACUGGGCAAGCUAUCGGCGGCCACAGGCAUUACCAUUCAUGCCAACGUUCAGCUCAGCCAAGCCCGUCGAGACAUUCAACGCCACAUUGCGCGCGGCGAAGCCGCCGUGGCCAAAGAGCUGCUGCAGGAACGAUUUCCCAUCACGUGGGCCCGGCAUCCCGACUUGCGCCUGGAUCUCGAGUGCCAAGAAUUUGUUGAGCUCGUCUCUCGCUAUGCCGAUGAUAUGGACGCGCAUUUGGAGGAGCUAAUGCAACGAGGCCGCCAGCUUCAGCUUUGCAUCGAGGACGAGGCAUUUCAUGGGGAUGGUCCACGGCAACAGCGCAUUGCUACACUCAUCACUCUGUUGGCCUACCCGAACGUCAAGGAGAGCCCAGCGGCCCCUUUGUUAGAGACGGCCCCGCGUGAGCAGUUGGCAUCGCGCGCCAACGCCCUGAUUCUCGAGGACCUCAAACAGCCCAAAUACUCGGUGCUGGAGCGCAUCACAAAUCACUCUGAGGCCAGCGUUGCCUGUUUGCGGGAUAAGGGCGUAGGAUGUGCCAACUUUCUGGAACUGGACACCUUCGUGACCGCCCGAGGCAGCCAGCAGGAGUUGCACGGCCUCUGUGGCCUCCAAAUGCUCAAGAAGAAGAUCCACAACUGCGUUGCGUGCUCGAGACCACAACCAGGUGGCGGUCAGGCCAAUGGUUUGGGCGGUACUCUGUGCUAUACGAGCCAUCACCUGAGAAUUUCCAACCAAGGAGGCAUCGUACAAGCUUUGGUGAUGGGUGUCAAAGGCAUCUGCCAGGAAGAGAGGCGCGAGAACGCGGCGCCCAAAGGCGGCCUCGACAGCCAAAGCAAUGGCGGCCAGAUGCUGCAUGGCAUCGCGAGGAGGUGUUGUCGUAAGGGCCAACAGGAGAGGGAGCACUGCGAGCUCCAGCAAGCAGGCGACGAGGGCCAGCGCGCCACGGCGUUGGCACUCAACCAGGCCCUCCGCAAGUUGAGGUAG